This is a messenger RNA of Lodderomyces pseudojiufengensis, 2043 nucleotides long. It is a transcript of the gene HAP42, whose product is annotated as Hap42p. The coding region runs from base 1 to 2043 and encodes 680 amino acids. Gene Ontology annotation, biological process: regulation of DNA-templated transcription. Gene Ontology annotation, cellular component: nucleus. The transcript has a single exon. Lineage: Eukaryota; Fungi; Ascomycota; Pichiomycetes; Serinales; Debaryomycetaceae. The record is from RefSeq and is a predicted model, not a curated record.
AUGAAUAAUAGCAGUACGAAUCAACAAAAAUUCACGGUGCAGGCAAAAGCGGAAUCGACAAAUGAUUCAAAUUUACAAACAUCACCAACCAAAUCACAACCUCAGAUAUCGGCUUCGAUGCCGACUACUACAUCCAAUAAAGCACCAAAUUUUAAACCAAAUGGGAUACAUCCUUCAACGGUUCCGUCAAAUCCACAACCAAAUCCAUCAAAUAAUUUACAACCUAAAACCGUGAAUUCUUCCCCAAAACCAAUUCAAUUUUCAACUAAACCUAAUCCUACAACCCCCAACACUCAAACAAAAUUGAAUCCCAAACUUCAACCGCAAAAACAACCUAUACGGCAACCUCAAGCUAUAGCUCCAAAAUAUACUAAAAUUCAACCAGCAAUAGCCCCCAAACCAGUUCCAAUUAUGCCAUCAACAAGUAAAUUUAAUCCCAUACCAAAUGGUAAAAUUUUAUUAUCCAUGAAAUCUUCUUUCACAAAAGAUACAAGUGGAGGAUUAAAUACUUCAAAAAGAUGGAUUUUACCUCCAAGACCAAGACCAGGUAGAAAACCAACUGGUAAUGAAUGUACUGAAAAAAUUACAAAGACUCCCACUACUACUGUUAUAAAUAAAAGGAAACCAAAAUUAAAAACAGAUGUUGUGGAACCACCGAUGUAUCAACAACAACAAAAAAUUGUAAAUCAACCUUUACCAGUUAAUAAGUCAAUACCUAUCAAUCAGAAUGUGUCCAAUGUGAAAGUGAACCAUCAAAUUAAAUCAGUCAAUCAAACUCCCAUUAAACAAGAAGAACGGUCAAAUACUACACCAGAAAAGUCUAUAACUACAGGUGCUAUACAAGCCACUGCGAAUGUUGAAAAACAAACAAUACCUUCAUCUGGAACGAUGUCAAAACAAACCGUCAAGGAGAAUACGAACAAGGAUACUAAUUUACUACAGCAAAAACAACAACCACAAAAGUUAAUCCCAACUCCCAAUAUAACAUCAGCAACAAGUACAACGACAAAUAAUUCAGUGGUCACUACUCCAAUUUCAAAUAAACAAACUCCACCUCCACCAACCAUCAAAUCAAAUGAUCCAAAUGUUCAUAUGAUGGAAUUAAAAAUGUCAUAUUUAUCAAAAUUAAAAGAACAAGAAAUUAUAAGAAAUUAUAUAGAAGUAUUAAAAAAUCAAAUAAAAGAAUUAAGUUUUGUUCAAAAUGGAGUUAUAACAUUUGAUGCAUUGAAGAAUAAUGUUAAAAUGAAUUAUACCACUACUAAUAAUCAAUCAAAAAGACUUUUAAGUAAUACAAAAUCUGAUCAAUUGGAAUCAAUAAAUAAUUUAAAUGAUUUAAAUAAAUUUUUAAAUUAUUUAAGUAAAUCUUCAGAUAUUAUAAAAAGUGUUCAAAAACAAUCUUCAAAUAUGUCUACUUCAGAUUCAUUAAAUUAUCAAAUUGAUAAUUAUGUUGAAUUAAGAAAUAAAUUCAAAUUAUUAAAUACUUCUAAUAAUCAUACUACCAAUCCAACCAAAAAAUCAGUUGAAAGAAAUGAUGGAACUAUAACUCCAAAAACUAUUGGUCCGAUUAAAUCAUCUUUCACUCCAGAUUUAUUAAGACCUCUAAAGGCAUCAAAUUUAUUUAAUGAUCCAAAUUUAGAAUUAAUGGAUAUUGAAUUACAAACUGAAACAAUUGAAGAAUCACCAUCAACAAAUUCAAAACAAUCACAGGAAGACUUAAGCCUGAUAAAUCUUAAUACUGAAUCCGGAAAAUCCAAAAAUGAUUUAAAUGAUAUUGAUUUUUUUGUUGAUGAACAUGAUUUUUUAAAUAAAUUAGUUUUAGAAGAUAAUAAAAUAAAAGAAGAAAUAGAAUUAGGAAAAGUUGAAAUUUAUAAUAAAAAUGAAGAUAAUGAAAAUACUGGUAAUAAUCAAUUUAAUGAAGAAUUAAGAAAUAAUGAUAAUGAUUUACUUUACAAAAAAAAAUUAAAAUUUAAUUGCGGAUUUUGUACUAAUGAUACUCCUUGUUUAUGUUUUGAUUCAGAUAUUGAAAUUAGUGGAUUACGAUAA